This is a messenger RNA of Nicotiana attenuata, 1763 nucleotides long. Its product is annotated as alpha-taxilin. Gene Ontology annotation, molecular function: syntaxin binding. The record is from RefSeq and is a predicted model, not a curated record. The transcript is spliced from 12 exons. NCBI's taxonomy places the organism in Eukaryota, Viridiplantae, Streptophyta, Magnoliopsida, Solanales, Solanaceae. The coding region runs from base 183 to 1409 and encodes 408 amino acids.
UUGUCUUGUAAGGAGGACAGUCGGGGGGCACUUUCAAAGCGGAAAGACAAAGUUAAAGUGCAACGGGAACGAGCAACCAUUUUUGUGUGCUCUUGAUAUUCAGGCUUCAACCCUCUCUCUUGCUCCCUUCCUUUAUCUUCAACUUCCCUAAAACAGAAUCUCAAAUAGGCAUUCUGGUUAAGAUGGAAAAUGAGAACGCAAUUCAAAACCCUGCUGCAAAUCAGCUGCCAGAAGCAGAAUCAUUGCCCGAUGGUUUUGUUGGUGACAGCUCAAGUACAGACGCAUUAGCUCCAAAAACACCACAACCCGAGCAGGAAAAGUUGAGCCAUGAGGUGAUUGAUUAUAAGGAAGAAAAGUUAGUCGAUCCCGAGUUAAAUGCUUAUGAAGAUAGUGAGAAUAGCAAGUGUAGAAGUGCAGAGGCAAAUAUGGGACAGGAUGAUCAAGUUAGAGUGAAAUGUCACAACUUGGACAACUCUGGAGGAGAGUUGAAUCAAAACAUUCCAACUGUGAAGGAGAUAUCAUUAACAGAGAGUGCUGAAAACAAAAAAGUAGAAGCCUCUGAAACCAAACGGAAGACUGUAAAACGUACCUUUAAAUCUGAAAAAGAGUUUCUGGAGUUCACUUUGAAGUAUCAGCAAGUUCUUGCAGAAAGAGAUUCAGCUGUUGCUGUUCGGGAUAAACUGGAGUCACUAUGCCGCGAGUUGCAGCGCCAAAACAAAGUUUUAAUGGAUGAAUGCAAACGGGUAUCGACUGAGGGUCAAAAUCUGAGGCUGGAUUUAUCGAACAGGUUUCAAGAUGCAAUUAAGGAAGUUAGCAACAAGCUGGAAGAGCAAAAAGAUGAAUGUCUAUUGCAGUUGAAGGAGAAUGAGAUGUUAAAGAGCAAGCUGAAGCAACUUGCAGAUCAGUAUACUCUCUCAGAACAGCAAUUUGCAAACAAGUUGAAGCAAAAGAAUCUUGAACUUCAGCUUGCUGAUUUGAAAACUAAGCAACAUGAGGAGAAAUUAAAGCAGGAACAGUCCCAAAUGAAAAUAUAUGCUGACCAAGUGUCACAAUUACUAGCAACAGAGAAGAACUUGCGGUUGCAAUUGACAGCCGAUGGAGAAAAGUUCCAGCAAUUCCAGGAAGCUUUGCUGAAGAGCAAUGAGGUUUUUGAAACGUUCAAGCAAGAUAUUGAGAAGAUGGCAAAAUCAAUAAAAGAACUCAAGAAGGAGAAUGUUUUCUUGAAGGGCAAAUGUGACAAGACAGAUGUUACUCUCAUUGAACUCGCUGAGGAGCGUGAACAUUUAAAGAAACAAUUGGAGAAAACAAGGAACCAGAAAGAAAAGCUUGAAACAUUGUGUAGGUCGCUUCAAGCAGAAAGGAAAGCGCAUUCAACAGCUUCCAGCGGCUCAGAUUCAGUUCAAGCUUGAAGAUUUCUGUAAAUUAAUUCAUAAUAAGGAUUUUGGCUGCACGUAAACAUCAAAAGAUGAUUUGCCUGAUUCACUGUUUUGUUUCCGCUGCAUUUUUAUCCUUGCUAGUGUUUCUGUAUUUCUCGAAAGCAUUUAAUUUUGCUACUCCAUUAACUUAGUUCCAAGUGCCAGUAGAUUCUGUGAUGGGCGAAUUAAAGAACAGAAUGCUAUUCGAGUCAUGGGCGAAUUACAGUGUGUAUGCUGUGCGCUUCGAGUUAGGAUCCUACUAACCAUCGUAAUUGUUGCUAGUAUUGCAAUGAUGUUCUGUACAACUUUCUACUAUCUGCUCUCUUAAUUUCUUAUUUUGUGGAAUUA